AUGGCCUCAGUGCUAUUGCUCGGUGCCAUUAUAAUCCUGCUGAACCUCGCAUCUAUGUCAUUGGCGCAACCUAACCACAAAUGCAGAACACAUUGCGGUGACAUUGAAAUUCCCUACCCAUUUGGCAUUGGUAUUGGUUGCGCCAUCGAACAAAGGUUCGAGGUCAACUGCAGCACGACUGCUGAUGGAAUUGAGAGGCCAUUCAUUCAUGAACAGGAGGUUCUAAACAUUUCAGCGUCCCGCGGUCAAUCCAGAGUUUUAAUGACCAUCCCAUCAUAUUGCUACAAUUCUAGUAUAGGAAAAAUGGAUUUGCACCCUUGGGAUUUUUACUUAGCAUGGCCAUAUCGGUUCUCAGACGUGCAUAACAAGUUCAUAAGCAUUGGUUGCAACUCAAUGGGAUACAUUUACACAGGCAAAUCGAGGUAUGUAGCAGGGUGUGUAUCGGUGUGUUGGAGCCCGGAAGAACUGGCAAAUGGCUCUUGUGUUGGCAUAGGCUGCUGCCAAAACACCAUUACCAAGGGAUUAACAAGCUACCAUGUCGUAUUCUAUGAUGUCGACUACCUCAACAGUACGACUAGUUGGCACUUCAACCCAUGCGGCUACUCCAUGGUGGUGGAAGCAGAGAAUUUUGUUUUCAACUCUGAGUAUAUAACCACGACAAGGUUCAAUGAUACCUACAAGGGGCGGCAACCAGUGGUGCUUGACUGGGCAAUUGGAAAUGUAACGUAUGUCAAUGAAUGUGAGCACAGUCCAAGUCCCUGCCCAAAGUCUGCAACUUGCCAAAACAUAGUUGGAGGAUACCAAUGUUUAUGUCCUUUUGGCGGUAAUUUUGCAAAGGAAACAAACUCUUGCACCAACGGAUUGAUAGGAGUUAUUAUUGGACUAAGUUGUGGUAUUGGAGUUCUAUUUAUUGCUUUAGUUUCAGCUUUGUUGAUCCGAAGGUGGAACCAAGGCAUUAAAAUUAGAGUUCGAAAGGCGCACUUCCGGAGAAACAAAUGUCUUGUCUUGGAACAACUGAUUUCAUCCGAUGAAAGUGCCAUGCAUAGCACUAAAAUAUUUUCCUUGGAUGAGUUAGAGAAGGCAACCGACAAUUUUGACUCCACGCGCAUUCUAGGUCUUGGAGGGCAUGGUACUGUUUACAAGGGGAUUUUAUCAGAUCAGCGCGUGGUGGCCAUAAAGAAGUCCAAAAUGGUCGAUCAAAUAGAGAUUGAUCAAUUCAUCAACGAGCUUGCCAUUAUGUCACAAAUCAAUCAUCGGAAUGUGGUAAAACUUUUUGGAUGCUGCCUCGAGUCAGAGGUACCUUUGCUUGUGUAUGAGUUCAUAUCCAACGGCACGUUGUCUGAAAUCCUCCAUGGUGACAACCUCAGUUCCAGGACCUCUUUAACAUGGGACGAUCGUAUUAGAAUUGCUAGCGAGGCUUCAAGUGCUCUUGCUUACCUCCAUUCCGCUGCUUCUAUACCAAUCUUUCAUAGAGAUGUGAAAUCUGCCAAUAUACUCUUGACUGAUAACUUCAGUGUAAAGGUUGCAGACUUCGGAGCUUCAAGAUCCAUCUCCAUUGAUGAAACUCGUGUAGUCACAGCAGUUCAAGGUACAUUUGGAUACCUAGAUCCCGAGUAUUACCACACAGGCCAGCUAACUGAAAAGAGUGAUGUUUAUAGUUUUGGUGUGAUAAUCGUCGAGCUCCUUACAAGGAAAAAGUCGAUCUUCCUCGAUUCCCAUGGUGAAAAUAAAAACCUAUGCCAUUACUUUGUUCAAAGGCAACAAGAUAACACCAUCAAGGAGAUCGUCGAUGUUCAAGUUCUUGAGGAAGGUACGGAAAGACAGAUUGACGAGAUGGCCUCCCUUGCGAUGGCAUGCUUAAAGCAUAGAGGAGAGGAGAGGCCUACCAUGAAAGAAGUGGAGCUAAGACUGCAGGCCAUGAGAGGGAAGAUGGUGAUGAAGAGAAAUCAUGAGUUAGAAAGGCAUGGUGAAGCUGUGACAUUGUUACCUUCAAAUUAUUCCAACUAUUUCAGCACUAGUUUUGGGGCUGCUAAUUCAUCAAAUCAAUGUGUCACUCGAUGUUGUACAAUGGAGCGAGAACUAGUUUCUUGGACGGACCUACCUCGCUAA
Triticum aestivum (bread wheat) is the source of this 2109-nucleotide messenger RNA. RefSeq names its product putative wall-associated receptor kinase-like 16. Gene Ontology annotation, molecular function: calcium ion binding; ATP binding; polysaccharide binding. NCBI's taxonomy places the organism in Eukaryota, Viridiplantae, Streptophyta, Magnoliopsida, Poales, Poaceae. The record is from RefSeq and is a predicted model, not a curated record. The transcript is spliced from 3 exons. Gene Ontology annotation, cellular component: plasma membrane. Gene Ontology annotation, biological process: protein phosphorylation; cell surface receptor signaling pathway. The coding region runs from base 1 to 2109 and encodes 702 amino acids.